Molecule: messenger RNA, 1115 nt
Organism: Galleria mellonella (greater wax moth)
Lineage: Eukaryota; Metazoa; Arthropoda; Insecta; Lepidoptera; Pyralidae
Product: pancreatic triacylglycerol lipase-like
Exons: 5
Coding region: 91-1089 (332 amino acids)
Biological process (GO): lipid metabolic process
Molecular function (GO): lipase activity
Source: RefSeq, a predicted model, not a curated record
UUAUCAAUGUAUGUUAGAUAUACUUCAGCAAUGGUGGAUAUAAAUAGUUCGUUUAUAACUACAUAAUUAAUUCGACCGUCAACUUCAAUCAUGAAAGUUCUCAUAGUUCUUGUAGCCUCCAUGGCAUUGUGUGCCAGCAAUGCCAUUCCCUCGGUUCCCGGUGAUAACAGCCACUAUGUAGAAGGUGAGAGCCGCUACAUCUGGAUGCCAGAUGGAGAGGGCGUGCCGCAUCUAGUAGACCUGGAAGAGCCUGUCGACGAGGCUAUACUAAGCUCUCGUAAUGGAGCAAACAAUCAGUAUUGGUUAUAUACCAGGCAAAAUCCUAACAAUGCUCAAAUUUUGGUACACGGUAAUGCUAACUCUAUUUGGAACUCCAACUAUGUCAGUAGCAGACCUUUAAAAGUUGUUGUCCAUGGAUGGAAUGGUGAUGGAAAUUCAGCUAUGAAUCCUCUUAUCACAUCUGCGUUUCUUGCUGUGCAAGAUGCUAAUGUGAUUGUGGUAGACUGGCGUGCUCUGGCUAAUUCAAAUUAUUUGACUGCUGUUAACGGUGUACCUGAAGUAGGCCAAUUUCUAGGAAACUUCCUCGUAUGGCUUAUUAACACAGCUGGUGGAAAUUGGAACAACGUGCAUUUCGUUGGAUUCAGCUUAGGCGCUCACGUAGUAGGAAACGCUGGCCGACAGGCUAGUGGGCGACCGGCUCGUGUUACUGGUUUGGAUCCAGCUGGCCCCUCCUGGAAUGGAAACCCAAACGCUUUGAACAGAAACGCGGGGCAGUACGUGGAAGCCAUUCAUACUGAUGGUGGUCUUCUCGGUAUAUUCACGCCUUUAGCAGACGCUGACUUCUACCCCAACGGUGGAAGGAACCCUCAGCCUGGUUGCUGGAUUAGUACCUGUUCUCACAGCCGUGCACCGGAACUGUUUGCGUCUAGUGUGCGUACUAAUCACUUCCAAGGGAGAUUAUGUGCCAACAUCAACCAGGCAGAAAAUGUGCAAUGUAGCGGUGGUGUUUUAAAUAUGGGCAAUGGUGUUGUCUCUAAAAGAGGAUCCGGUCUCUUCGGUCUGUCAACUGGAAGUUCAUGGCCUUUCUAAUAUUAAAUUAUUAAUAUAAAUAUGUU